Trematosphaeria pertusa is the source of this 484-nucleotide messenger RNA. RefSeq lists its product as uncharacterized. The record is from RefSeq and is a predicted model, not a curated record. Bases 173 to 484 code for a protein of 103 amino acids. NCBI's taxonomy places the organism in Eukaryota, Fungi, Ascomycota, Dothideomycetes, Pleosporales, Trematosphaeriaceae. The transcript is spliced from 3 exons.
GUCUCGUCAGCUGUUGGAAGAUACUUAGCAGGCCGCUCUGCGCCUCCGUGUCAAGAGCGCAUCUACUCCAUUCGAGCAGCAUACGAACAUCUACUGUCAAACAGCAUCGCUCACCGCCGCCGUCCUGACCUAGUCAAUCCAUCGUCUUCCUCCUCCAGCCACACACGCAGCCAUGCAUCUCGAAAAGAGGGACAAUAUGGGGUUCCUCAUCCCACCGUCAGCCAUCGUCCUCCUGGUGAUGCUCGGCGCUGGCUGCCUCGUCUGCUGUGGCUAUGCCGUGUGGCGACUCAUGGAGGGCUCUGAAGGCGCCACUGGGUUCAAGCCUCGCACUGUAGAGCAGGAGCAAUACAUGGCGGAUGUGCGGACAAGGAAUAUGGAAGCCCUGGCAUACGGAGUACGACAAAGUCGGUUCGGACCGAAGCGAAAAGUUGAUCCGAGGGAUCCUUUCCAGGAUGAAGACCGCAGCCAGGUAAUGUCAGGUUGA